This is a messenger RNA of Phytophthora sojae, 789 nucleotides long. RefSeq lists its product as hypothetical. The record is from RefSeq and is a predicted model, not a curated record. Lineage: Eukaryota; Oomycota; Peronosporomycetes; Peronosporales; Peronosporaceae. The transcript has 3 exons. The coding region runs from base 1 to 789 and encodes 262 amino acids.
AUGCUGCCGCGCGAUUACGGCGUACAGCUGGCGCAGUGUCGCUUCCUCGUAGCUGACAACUGCGCCGUAAACCGGCGGCUGGCAACUCUUAUGAGUCUGCCGCUUGUUGGUUGCGCAAGCCACCGCCUGAACCUUGCUGUUCAGGCGGACAUGGCGUCGCAUGAGGAGGCCCUGGCUGCUGUGCAGGCGCUCAUGGUAAAAUUGCGUACUCUCACCCAAUCUGCCAAACUACGGUUGAAAACACCACUUCGGCCUGUCAUUCGCCAGGACACGCGCUGGAGCUCUACGUUCAAGAUGGUACGGCGCUACCUCCAGCUCCUCGAGUUCCUUGACGCCGAAGACGACGACCUCAUGGACCUGCUGCCGCCGCCGGCGAUGAACAAGCGACUGCGGGCAUUGUACCAGGAGCUGUGCGACAUCGAGUCGGUCUCGAAGGUCCUUCAAGGCCACGACGUCGACCUGCUGAAUGUUCGCGAGUGGUUCGACGAGCUGAUCGCUGUCAAGCCACAAUAUGGGCGCUACAUUGGUAAUGAGGAGGAGGAGGAUCCAGCCGCGUCGUUCGUGGAGCGUCUUCGGAAGCACCGGCGGCUUGCACAGGACCGUGUCAAGUAUGAGCAGCUGAAGAGCAUCCCACCCACGUCGAACGUAGUGGAACGCUUCUUCAGCAUUGCUCGGGUGACGUUUGGUCAUCAACGACACGGCCUGCUGCCACGCACGCUUGAGACGAUUUUGUUUCUCCGCCAGAAUCGGUCGUACUGGGAUGCAACGACUGUGGACAAUUUGAGCUAG